UCUUGCGCGCGAGGUUGCUGCGCGAAGGCUCCGCUGCGUUCCUUCCUUUCCUUGUCCGCUGAUGUGUUUCUUCCUCUGCUUUCCAUGCUCUUCCCUUCCCAGUCAAAGGAGAAGCGUUUCCGCACGUUCCGGUUUUGCCUUUAACAGGCCCCUCUUCAGCCCGGCCUGCCUGCGCCCCGGCGAUGAAGGCGAAACGUGCUCAAACCUACGUCCUGUAAAAUAAAUGCUUCGGAACCAUAUCCAGUGGAGUGGGGCCGAGGGGUAUGUGCCACGUGUUACAGCAGGAGUUUAUCCUGACUCCAUCAGCCGUGGUCAGCAGAGCCAGGACUUGGGGACAACCAGAUUCUAGGAAGCUGCGGGCUCCCCGUUUCUGCUUUAGAAUGCAUGUCUGUCUUGCGUUCUCGAUUAAGUCCCAUCGAGUCGUCCUCAACUCUCAGCAACCCCGAAGAGCAGUUCUCCCCCAGAUGAUCCGUCUUCAACUUUCAGGUCUCCCAGUGGUGGACUCCUUGCUGUUGUAAUGUAAUUGAGUCCGUCCACCUUGCUGCUGGUGGUCAUCCUCCAACUCCCCUUGCGUCAUGGACUUCUCAAGAGAGCCGGGUCUGCACAUUGUGUCUCUAAAAUAUAAUAGUUUGAGCAUGGUCAUUUGUGCCUCAAGGGAAAAUUCUGGUUUGAUUCUUGGAAAUAGGCUUUUCUAACUCCCCAUAGGCAUAUGUAGGUCCUCUUUCUUUUCAGCAGACUGACUCUUGACUGCAACACCUAAGUCAGAAUAGCCACUACGUUGUAAAUACUAUGUCUGCAAAUCCUUAUCAACAAGGGAGAGAUUCCAGAGGGGUUUUCACCUCCCAUCCUUGUGGAGUCAUGGAAACAGAACUACUGUUGGCUCCUAUUACAGCUCUGGAGAUUGUGGGAGAUCAUCUUAUAGCAGGAGAAGGACCCAACAUAGCCAUCUAUAUCCUGGAGCCGGGUGCCAGCCCAUCAGCAAGAUGCUCCAGGCAGGUCCUUCAGAACUAUAAUGUCCAUGGUAUUAAGGAGCAGCAGAAAUUGAGUCCUGGAGCUAACAAACCUUCAACCCUGGCUAUCUUUGGAGGCAAAAGCUUUGUGGUUGUAAAACUCAGCUUCCAGGACAGCACAGUGAAACUCAGUGAAGUUUUUCCUUUCUGUGAGCUGCAUGACUGGAUCUGGGACCUGCAGUGGCUGGAGGGCAGGGCUGAGAUGCCCAGCAGUGUGGCUGUGGCCUUGGGACACAAUUCAGUGGCACUGUAUGACUGUGUUGGCCAGAGGAUCCUCCAAGAAGUGCACUGCCAAGAGAAAUGUAUCCUCUAUUCUGCCCACUUGGUAGGGAGCCACUGGGAGACAUUGGUUUUGGUGGCUGGCACAGUCUUUCAUCAGUUGGUGGUCUGGUGUGCAGCUGACCAGACAGAUGACAUAGGAAGGAUAAAGCCCCGCAGCAGGAUCAGCGGGCACAGCGGUGUCAUCUUCAGCAUUUGCUUCUUGGAGAGCAGAGGCAUCCUGGCCUCUGCCUCUGAUGACAGGAGUGUGCGGCUUUGGAGUGUCUGUGACCUCAGAAAGCCACCUGCUCUGGUCCCAUGCUUGCUCGUGUGCUAUGGGCACCAGUCCAGAGUCUGGUCAGUAAGACUGCUACGGGACUACAUCAUCAGCAUUGGAGAGGAUUCCACUUGUCUCGUGUGGAACUACCAAGGCAAGGUUGUCCACAGCUUCAAAGGACACAAGGGCCAAGGGCUGCGGGCAGUGGCUGUGCAUGAGGGGCGAGGCUGGGUGUUCACAGGAGGAGCUGAUUCCGGCAUUAGACACUGGUGCCUCAAGGAAAGAAGCACCAGUGGGAAUAAAUUCUGGCAGCUGAAGUUUCCUUUUCCUGCAAAAAAAGGAUCCCCCAGGGUGGUAAAACUGGUGGGUGUAAAUCAUCUCUUGGUAAUGACUGAUGCUGGGGUUGUCUAUUCCUGUGACUUGGCUUCUGAAGCUUGGACGUUGCUCCUGGAAGAUGCUGCUUAUCAGUCCUACAGUCUCUUAGAAGCGUCCAAGCUUGCCAACGGGGGUAUUCUGUGUGCCAUAGGCAAUUUGUCGGGGCAAGUGAAAGUCUUUCCAGUCAGCAGUCCCACACACAGCAAGGAGUUAAACCUGUAUGAAGGGAAAGUGCACAAUUUGACUUGGGCCACAGCUCCAAAACAGGAUCCCAAUACUUGCAGUCUCUUUGCAUCUGGCCCAGCUGGGGCUCUGCUGUGGCUGGAGGUCUCUUGGCAUCCACUUGGGGGAACCACUGUGGUGGUAAAGCAAUGUUUCCUCCUGCCAGUCUGCAAGCAGCGAUGGCACACCUGCACUGCUUUCCUGCCCCAGGGAGAAUUUCUGCUUUGCGGUGACCGCAGGGGCUCUCUCAUGAUGUUUGCAUGCAAGCCAACUCUGGGACUGGAGAAAGCACGAGCGGGAGACGAACUUGGCAGUUCUGCUUCAGGGUUCAUCUGUAACUUACCUGGAGUUACCUUCCCUAUCGGAAAUGAAGAGCCCCAGGCCGAGAGGCCUGUUUCUCUGCUAUUCGGGCUUCAUGGGAAGCUUGGUGUGACCUCCAUAACCUGCCACAGUGACUUUAUUUACAGCACAGGGAGAGACAGCUGCUACCGCCAGCUGCAAGUGCAGGAUCAGCAGCUCCAUGUGCUGAGGAAGCAGAAGCCAUGGAAAGACUUGGAAUGGCUGGAAGAUCUACGCUUUGGCCCUAAUGGAAGCCUGUGGGUGCUAGGCUUCCAUGCUACUCACUUUGUAGUUUGGAGUGUUAGCAGCAGUGAGAUGCUCCUCUUCAUUCCCUGUGGAGGUGGCCACCGCUCCUGGAGCUAUGCCCAUUGCCUUUCCAUAGAGGCCUUUGCUUAUGUCAAAUCUGGGGAAAUUUGGUUGUACCAAAGUAAAGAAGCCUCCAGUGAGCAUCGAAUCCUGAAAGCAGCUCUCCAUGGCAGGGGGUUGACAUGUGUGUGUCACAUUGGUACCCUGAAAACAUUUGGGCGAGAGAGGGUGAGCAUUUUUGCUACAGGAAGUGAGGACAAUACAGUGAACAUUCUCGCUUUUAAUGUGCAAACUCACACGGUGACCCAGCUCACUGCUAUUGGUGACCAUAUCUCCAGUGUAAGGGCUCUGACUGUGGUCCGGAACGGUGUUACUCAACCUGAGAUGGGAAGGAUCUCCACUAUGCUUUUUUCAGCCGGGGGACGAGCCCAGAUCGAGUGUUAUCGAUUAAUGUUCAGCCCUAAGCAUGAUUCCAGCAGCAGCGUAGCCUGUCAGCUGGUUCAUGUGGCAUCGCAUCGCCUAGAUGAGCACUGGGACCACAAGAAGAAUAAGCACAAACUCCUAAAGAUGGAUCCAGAAACCAGGUACAUGUCUAUGGUGGCGCUGGCUAGGACAGAAGAUCCAGAACUGCCCGGUCCCUUACACUUCCUAGCUGCUGCUUGUAGUGAUGGAUCCGUCCGACUCUUCCUGCUACUUGAGAAUGCCCAGAAGUUGUGUCUUGUGGCAGAAUCCUUUCACCAUCAGCACUGUGUCCUGAAGGUUGAGGCAUUUACCUGUAAGACUGCUAGUGGGAGAAGGAGACACUUUAUGGGCAGUGCGGCCACUGAUGGGAGCAUUGCAUUUUGGGAUGUUACUACUGCCCUCAGCCAUAUUGCAGUGACAGUAAAGGCAGGAAACACACAGAUGAAACCUCUAGCCCUGGAACCCCCAGUCCUGACCAUUCAGGCUCACAGCUGUGGUGUGAACAGUCUCCAUAUCCAGGAAACAGCUGACAGACGCUUUGUAGUGGUCAGUGGCAGUGAUGACGGGUCCAUCUCUGUCCAUGUUAUUGAUGUGAAGGCUGAAAGCCCUGUGGGCCAGGAGACCACAGCCAGGACCGGCAUCCAAGCGGUCAGAAAAGUAUCACGACUUUGUGCUCACGCAGCUCAAGUGACAGGAGUGAGGCUCCUCCACCUGAACUUCCUCCUUUCUGUGUCAGUGGACCAACGCUUGACGCUCUGGAGCCUCUGUGAGGACAGUUUGUCUUUUCUGUGGAGCAAAUUCUGCCACGUGGCUGAUGUGGCCGCUCUGGAGUGUUGGGAAACCGAAGGACACAGCUAUCGUGGUGCGAUAUGUGGUCAGGGGUUGGAGGUCCUUUCCUGGGGGCUGGACGUGCAAGGUAGAGAAAUAAAAGAUGGGAUCUGAAACGGCUUUAUUCCACUGAAAUUCAGAAGACAAAGGAGGACAACAGCAGGCGUCAAAGGAAUUCUGCUCAUAACAUCAUUUGUAGCAGUCAAGGUGAAAGGCAUUGUUAUCCUAAUUCCAUAACCCAUUUUAGAGGGUUUGUGUCUCAGGUGCUAAGAAGGAUAAUGCUCACUGCUGACAGUUCCUCUGCCUCAAACAGAUAAAUUCAUUUGUCUGAUGGA
Messenger RNA from Python bivittatus (Burmese python), 4412 nucleotides. RefSeq names its product WD repeat domain 6 (gene WDR6). Gene Ontology annotation, molecular function: protein binding. Gene Ontology annotation, cellular component: cytoplasm. The record is from RefSeq and is a predicted model, not a curated record. NCBI's taxonomy places the organism in Eukaryota, Metazoa, Chordata, Lepidosauria, Squamata, Pythonidae. Gene Ontology annotation, biological process: tRNA methylation.